Messenger RNA from Durotheca rogersii, 925 nucleotides. RefSeq lists its product as uncharacterized. The transcript is spliced from 4 exons. Bases 295 to 786 code for a protein of 163 amino acids. The record is from RefSeq and is a predicted model, not a curated record. Lineage: Eukaryota; Fungi; Ascomycota; Sordariomycetes; Xylariales; Xylariaceae.
CACCAUUCUGCAAUACUACACCACGAAAACGCCACCAUUCCGCGAGCCCGUAUGCGCAAUUCUAAUUUUGCUGACUCCAGGCCCGUCCAAAAAUCCACCUUACCUCGUAUUUGGUUUAAUACAACCCAUUUCAUCAUUCCUUCCUGAACGCGCAAUACGGAGACAUAGAUGUCAAGGGAGCUACGGCUAGAAAGUCAGUAUAUAAGUGUACUCCGAUCUCCUAUAUCCGGGCCAUGGUCGAGACAAUUUGUUUCGAGAAGCUAGAACACCUAGGGAACGCGGCAUCUUUCCAAUAUGCGUUUCACUGCAAUCCUUAGUUUGGCAACAGCCACAGCCGCAACGAUCCAGGAGAGUGCCGUGGCGUCUUCUGCGGAAGAGUACAUCUGGCAGAUAGACAAGUGGCAAGCCGGCCAGUCUCACGGUCACCCUGAGGCGCCCGUGACGGGCUGGUAUAAUUUUAAUGUUUCGGCGGCAGAGUACGGCGAAGGCCCAACGCGGAUCCCGGCCUUCCACGGCCAAUGUGAGGGCUACGCUGACGGGAAGCCCCUGAGCUCGAAUUACACGAACUGUCGUCUAGACAUCAGCGACAGUGCCGCGGAUGCCACGGUGAUAUCGAGAGUGCUGCCCGACCCGGACUUCCAGCAGGCUCAUAUUACCGUUCAUUACCUCUUUAAUGCUACUAAUGAAUCCAAGACACGGCGAAACUUUACUAUCGUUAUUGUCGAGGACUGGGCGAGAGAGCGGCCCCCGCAUAAUUUCACAGUAACCCCGGAGGAGAUUCUUUGACCCCAGACAUCAUGGAGCGGCAUAACUACAAUUAGAAAUAUAUCCAGCUCCAAAACGGGACGGGUUAAGAUUGGAAGCGAGCCAACUGACUCUCACCGAAAGAGGCAAGAAACUAAUGCAGUGUAGAAUUCAAGAGCUC